Messenger RNA from Orbicella faveolata, 2649 nucleotides. RefSeq lists its product as uncharacterized. NCBI's taxonomy places the organism in Eukaryota, Metazoa, Cnidaria, Anthozoa, Scleractinia, Merulinidae. The record is from RefSeq and is a predicted model, not a curated record.
AUUAAUAAUAUUAUGAUGGUAUUUUUUCUAGGAAUGCUGUCAUGCCACCCUUAGCAGGUAAUGGAACAGGUUAAGGGUGGAGAGAAUGAUACAUCCAUUGGCGAAGAGCCAAAUGCAAAAAGGCAUAGGGGAGACCCUAAUGCACCAACACCUGCCAAGAGUGUCAUGGUUCUGUUUGAUAGUGAUGUCAGGGUUGGAGAGAAUGGUGAAGUGCGCAUGCCAAACACCAUUGAAAUGGCACAACUCAAAAAGCAAGGAAAAGGGCAGUUUGCCAAGAUAUCCUUUACCUCAGAGAUGACAAAAGAGGAUGUCCACAGGGCACUUUGUGUCAAGUUCCCUAUUUUGAGCAAUAAAACAAGACUUAGGUGUGCUUCAGCCAUUGAAAACCGGACAAGGCUAGAAUUUCAUGGUGAUCCGAGACUGUGGGAUGGAGCUCUCAUUAAGAGACUCAUCAGAGGCAAUUCAGCUCUUUAUUUGCUUGCCGAGGGAAGUUGUGAAUCUAAUGAGUCACAAAUGCCACCUUCAGGUACAGUUUCAGAAGCUGCCACAGCACCACAGAAUGUUCUUAGUCAACAGAUGCAACCUCUGUUGGUCAAAACAAGACAGGGGGACCUCUCAGGACCACCAACUUACAAUACAUGUGUGAACAGAGGCACGGAAGUCUUACAUAGAGGUUCACAGCAAUCUUUGGAGCAAGGUAGGUUUGCUGGGAAAUUGACUGGUUGGGAAAACCUUUUACAACACAGUACCUUUACGUCACCUUCAAGGAACCAAGAAAAUGGAACUUCUUCAGUUGCAUUACGUGGAAUUCAAGGCUGUGGUCAGAGUGCCACAGAAAAUUUGACAUUCCAACGUAUGCAGCAUGGAUUCAGUUCAUUAGCAACAUCAACUCAAAAAAGCAGUUUGCAACUGGAGGGGGUACCCUCACAACAAUCAGUAAAUGAAGAUAGUAUGGCAAACCCUGUUCAGCACCAUUACCACACAGAUCUGGGCGGUAAAGCAACAAUGUGGGGGAGUUCAUCAAAACAAAGCAUGCAGUCUUCAGUGGCACAAGGUUCAGCUUUAGUGGCUACACAAAAACUUAAAGCUCUAACACAGUUACCAUGGGUGGAUUUAAUAACAGGGGCAGCUAAUACCAGAGGAGGCCUUUUGCAGCCAGGUCUGUCAGUACAGAAAAGGAAAUAUGAUUCCAUUGUACUGUAGAGCCAGGCUCCACUGAGCUGAUAACCCUGAUCUGGGUAUAGAUGAUGCCAAUUUUGGUCAAAGGUAAUGACGUCAGAAGUGGAACAAAGGCCAACGCUCGUCAGGGCUGGUUACGGCCAGUUACAGCCGACACAGGCAUCUUGAACUUAGCAUUUUACUUGUAAAAUAGAGUUAACUAGUUGGAGCUUACUAUGACCUCUGCACUACCUCUGUUAUCAGAACAAGAAAGCAGCUAUAAACAUUUGCCUCCAGGACAAAGGACAUUGGGUGACAUUGCCUUUAUUGUAAUAUCUGCUUUGUUCAUAAUGUACACAUGAACUGACCUUUAGGUCUCCAGUAUCUCUACAAACAAGUCUGCUUUGUUAGUAAACUGUAAUCAAUACCAGGUUACGCCUAAAUCCAUUAGAUGUAAGUUGCGUGUUCCUUUGUUCUUCAUUGCUUGCACUCGUUGUAUUGCGCUCACUCAUAGUUUACCAGGCAUUAGCGUUGUCUCUCUUACCCACUUUACCCUUCCCUAUGUUCAAAUAAAGCUUGAGUGCACACCUUCCACUUCCAUUCGCAAUGAUGUAGCAGACUGGGUGGGGCUCUUAUCCCACCUUAGCUUCACUUACCCCGGGUGGGGCACAUGCCUCACUUGUUGGCUCAUCCUUUACAUUGCAGGGUGUGUUGUUGCCACUGUUAUUUCAUUACUCAUUUCAGGGUGUGUUGCUGCCACCCUCAUUGCAUAUUUAGUAUUACUGGGGUGUGUUGCUGCCACCCUUAUUGCACUACCUAUUAUUUUAGGGUGUGUUGCUGCCACCCUUGUUGCUUGUACAUGGCAGGGUGUGUUGCUGCUACCCCCAAUUUACGCUAGGGUGUACCCAACAACCUGUAGUCCCAUUUACUGCCAAAGAUUGUGUUGUUGUUUAUUGUGUAUCAUCAAGCAACUAAAUUGUUAAUGGGUUAAUGUUGCCCUAAAUUUGCACUAGACUUGCAAAAUUUUCAUUUGCAUGGAGUUUAUAUGAUUACUCUCAUGGUGGUCCAGAAAGUAUUUUAGCUGCCUCAAAGAAGGUCUUAAUUUGAACCACUGCACCCUUUUCCCUCCCCUCUCUCUCACUCUGGUCCCACUUUAGUGGAAAUUAUUUGACUUUAAGACGAGGAGGCUGGCAACAGUUUCCUACACUUUUCCAACAGCUAUACUUUGAUGGAUGAAUACUACCUCUGUUUGUCAAGAGAUACUACUGACAAUAUUGGUAUAAUGUACAUGCCUAGCCAUUGGUAAACCAAUAAUGGUAAUUUUAUUGGCAUAAUAGGUUACCAUAGCAAUGGUGUAACUUGUCAAAAACACCCUUAAUUUUAGAUUUAAGUGCUUAUAACACAACAACGACUUUAGUGACCCCCAUUUUUUAUUAUCGAAUUUGUGAUAAGCAUAAGAUGCAAAGUUUAAAAAAAUUCUGUAUUGUGAGU